GUAUGUUGACGUCAGCGCGUCUGUGUGUUCAGCAUGGCGCUGCGCAGGGUGGCGUGUGUUCUGCUGCGAUCAGCGGUGGAUCUCGGGCUGAAGAAUAAUGCAAGAGCGCUGCGGUCCUCAGCUGUUCUGGGUCACUGGUCCCCUCCUCUGGGUCCGAUGCCCAAUGAAGACAUUGACUGGACACAGCUGGACUCGCUAGAGAAAUAUCGCAGUUACACUCGCUAUGUGAGAGCGGCGGAGGAGGCCGACAGGAAAGAGGUGUGGUGGAAGACCUACAGGAAGUACAGAGAAGAGGAGAAAAUGGAAGCUGCUGAGCCGGUCAACAUCGGGCUCCCUUACCAGCAGCCCUCCAGGAAGACACAAGUGAGGGAGAGGAGGAAAGUGAUGAAGGAGAACAAGAAGAACCCUGAGCUGGAGAGAAAUGCUCGACUGCGCAACUUUUGCGUUCCCCUGGACAGAGUUAAGGCGCAAUGGGAGAAGACAAAUGGGCCGCACCACAUCCACAGACUGGCAGAACACUAUGGAAUCUAUAAGGACCUCUUUCCCAUGGCGUAUUUUGUGCCGCGUGUCAUGCUGCGAGUGACUUACGGAGACGACAGCAAUGCAACAGUGCAUUAUGGGAAUCACUUAACGCCAAGUCAGGCUGCACAAGCACCUCAGAUAAGUUUUGAUGCAGAAGAGAAUUCUCUUUGGACGCUGUUGCUAACCAGCCCAGAUGAACAUCUCCAGGAUGGUGAGCAGGAGUAUCUGCACUGGCUGGUGGGGAAUAUCCCUGGAAGUACAUUGAAAUCAGGAGAGGAUGUCUGUCAUUACAUCAGCCCCUUCCCUGCCAAAGGAACCGGUUUUCACAGAUAUAUCUACAUCCUGUUUAAACAAGAUGGCCCGGUGGAUUUCAGCAGUGAUCGUCGACCCUCCUCGUGCUACUGUCUGAAGCAGCGGACUUUCCAAACUAUAGACUUCUACAGGAAACACCAGAAUGUGAUCACUCCUGCUGGUAUUGCGUUCUUUCAAAGCCAAUGGGAUGAAUCUGUCACUAACAUCUUUCAUGAGCGAUUAAAUAUGAGAGAGCCGGUGUUUGAGUACGUUAGGCCACCAGUGUAUCACCCACCUCAGAAGAAAUAUCCACAUGGACAGCCGCUCCGAUACCUGGACCGCUACAGAGAUGGAACAGAGCACACCUAUGGAAUUUAUUAAACGCACACAUUUUAUGUUCAUUCUGCUAUUAAAAUGACAGGUUUUGUUUCUAAUAAACUAUAUGUGUU
Xyrauchen texanus (razorback sucker) is the source of this 1262-nucleotide messenger RNA. It is a transcript of the gene mrpl38, whose product is annotated as mitochondrial ribosomal protein L38. Bases 34 to 1194 code for a protein of 386 amino acids. Lineage: Eukaryota; Metazoa; Chordata; Actinopteri; Cypriniformes; Catostomidae. Gene Ontology annotation, cellular component: mitochondrial large ribosomal subunit. The transcript has 9 exons. The record is from RefSeq and is a predicted model, not a curated record.